Molecule: messenger RNA, 1596 nt
Organism: Bactrocera tryoni
Lineage: Eukaryota; Metazoa; Arthropoda; Insecta; Diptera; Tephritidae
Exons: 2
Coding region: 1-1596 (531 amino acids)
Source: RefSeq, a predicted model, not a curated record
AUGUCACAAAGCCAAUGUUUUAGAUCCUUGGAACGUUUAAAUGAUGAAAAAAUUUUGAUCCGCUGUCUACCGAAGAGUCUUUCACGCGAGUUAUUGGAUCCAAUGGUCAACUGCCUUGGAAAUAAACGCAAUACUCGCAUACUUUUUAUUUGGGAUCAGGAAUAUACCGCCGCAUCGAGUGAGAGGCGUCUACAGUUACAGAAACAGCAACAACUGCUCUUCGAAUAUUGCGCUGAAAUGCGUUUGCUGAAUGUAAUCGCCAUUUACCGAGACUACUUGAAGGACGGACACUUCUACACGUUCAGCUAUUUUCCGGAGUUUCAUCUUCAACGAAAAACAAUGGACGAGGAUUGCUUCCCAAAUCGGAUAAAGGACUUAGAAGGCGUCGCCAUACGAGUGGCUCCCGAUCAGUUAGAGCCAUGGAGCCUUGUGUGGCGAAAUAGUAAUGGUGACACAAAGAUCGGCGGGUUUUUAACGAGAUUUGUGCGGGAGUUCGCUAAACGAAGUAAUGGCACGGUUAGCUACCCCAUGGCAGUCACGCCAGAAAGGGCUCCAACGUUAACAGAACUGAUGUUUUUAUUGCAAAAUAACUCAAUCGACAUAGCGGCUGGCACAACAACGAUUAAGUCUUCCGACAUGGCUGUAUCGAUGGUUAUAUUGCCUAUCGAUUGGAUAAUUAUGCUGCCCCUGCCCGCACAAAUACCUGAUAGCGAAAUAUUUUUGAUGCUUCUCAAUUCAUCAUUGGGCUUGCUCCUUUUCACACUUCUCUUUGUGUUUUCUCUUGUACUCACCGUGGAGGCUCUACUUUUACAACGACGUAACGCAGUCGAAAAUUGUCUCUUCUUCUUUUGGAUACUGACUAAUGUGGUGCUACGCAGUAUUAUCGGACAGCCGUCGUCUUCAAAAGUUGGUGUUUCAGCAAAAUUAAUUAAACGUUUCUUAUACAUGACGCUUUUCUUAAGCGGGAUUUUUAUGAGUACCUUGAUAUCUGCCGGCCUACAAUCGUAUCUGACUAGUCCCGUUCGAUAUCCACGAAUCAACACUUUCGAAGAAUUCCUAAAGUCUGAUAUAACUAUCAAAACAAGCCAAGCAGGCUACAGGGCUCUCGAUUUAUAUUUGAGUAGACGAAACCUGAAGAGCGUAAAAAAAAAGUUUAUUUUUUCGAGCUCGCUGGAGAAACUGCAACGGCAGCGGACAUAUUUAGAUACUCGUUACGGUUAUACAAUGUUCAGUAAUCUAUGGGAUGUCUUGGCUAGAUAUCAGACGUAUUUACCACAACCGCUUUUUUAUGUGAGCAAACAACUUUAUAUAGCUAAAGGAAUGCCACUAGUUAUGCCGCUGCAAAAUCACUCGAUUUACAAAGAGGCUUUCAAUAUAAUGAUAAACCGAUUACAUGCAGUCGGACUGACUGACCUUUGGAAAAGGCAAGUGUAUGAGGAUAUGGUAGUGGCGAAGAAAUUAAACACCUCAUAUCGGGUGGAGGGUGUGCGAAAUGCAAGAUUAGAUUUGGAAGACUUUUACUGGUUGUGGUGGCUCUAUGCAAUCAGUAGUAUACUUAAAGAGAAACAAUUCAAGACUUGCUUAAACUUUGAUUAG